UUGGCAAUUCAAGCCUUCAUCCCCAAAGCAAUCCUCUUGCUGUCACUCUACCUGGUUCUGACACUACAUCAUCUGGCGGUCCACGUGUGUUUCUGGCUAGUCUUAAAUCACUGGUGUCUGCUGCUGCUGCGGUCUCGUCAAAUUUAUCUAACUCAACUGGUUCUGCGGUGGUUUCAAACACCGCUCAUAGCGCAUCUCUUUUGCGCUCUGGUGGUGCAACCCUACGCGGCCCUCCUCUCUCUUCCAGUACCGGCGCCCUCAUUAGCGUCGGGGCCGGUGGUAGUAGUGGUGGUUCUUCGGGUCAUCAUCAGUCCGGCUCCCGUCGUAGGCCGACUAUAUUGAAGCGACCAGGUGGUGCAAUUGUAAACACGACUUACUCCCCAUCAGCAAUUGUCUAUUUGGUCAUCAAAUUGAGGCAAGCUCUUAUAAUCCUUAUGGGUAUGUUAAAAUGGUUUGAGCAUUCUUUUUUUUUCACACAAAGUGAAGUUUGGUUAGCUCAUAUGAGCUAG
Protopolystoma xenopodis is the source of this 509-nucleotide messenger RNA. NCBI's taxonomy places the organism in Eukaryota, Metazoa, Platyhelminthes, Monogenea, Polystomatidea, Polystomatidae. The record is from the annotation of a GenBank genome assembly.